GCGCAGAGCGGAGCCUGGCAGGAUGCAGAAGUGGCUUGUGCUCGCUCUCUCUCUCACCUUCCUCUGGACCCCACCAGAGGCCUCCCCGAUUCUGGCAGAAAAGCAGGCCAAACAGCUCCUGAGGAGCCGGAGGCAGGAGCGGCCCCCGAGCAAGCCUGGGUUCCCCGACGAGCCAAUGCGGGAGUACAUGCACUACCUGCUCCACCUGGAGCACCGCGCAGAGGAGCAGACCCUGGAGCACUGGCUGAAUCCUCACUGCAAGCCGCACUGCGACAGGAAUCUGGUGCACCCUGUGUGAGGCGCUGCACCCCCACUUGCUCGUAAGGGCUUUUCCGGCAGCGACCACAUUAAACCGGGACCAGUCUUCUUCUCUCAUUUGCCGUCACACCACGGACUGGAUGCCUUCUGAGCUCAUCACCUGUGCACAUGCCAAAGGUGGCUUUGGGGAUCCAUGGAAAAUCUACAUGCUGCUUUAUUUUAGUAGCUCAUUUAAAUCAUUUAAACCAAACAGCUUAAAACAUCGAUGCCCCUCCUCCAAGGGCCUUCCUCCCCAUUUGUAGAGGUGGGCAGAACCAGUCUUGCCAGCGCUGGGAGGGCUGGGACCUCCAGAAGCAGAACUGAGCCGGGCUGCCGAUCCUCACCCCGGAGUGUAAGCACACCCCUUGGGGCUGCUGGGGUUUUCUUGACUCUGCUUUUAUUUUCCUCCUUCCUUUUCUGUCCGAAUAAAUACUGAUGUUGAAUCUGC
Messenger RNA from Echinops telfairi (small Madagascar hedgehog), 745 nucleotides. RefSeq names its product chromosome unknown C17orf67 homolog (gene CUNH17orf67). The record is from RefSeq and is a predicted model, not a curated record. The transcript has 4 exons. Lineage: Eukaryota; Metazoa; Chordata; Mammalia; Afrosoricida; Tenrecidae. The coding region runs from base 23 to 298 and encodes 91 amino acids.